CUCUCUCUCUCCUUCACCAAAACUAGGGCUUCCUUCUCAAACUAACAGACCUAAAUCCUUCUAAUCUCCACCAAACAACUCAUUUCGUGAUCAUUGGGUGGAGUAGUGUGGACUUCUCUUCCUGUUAAGUUCUUUCCAGAGGAGCAGAGUUGGUGAAAAUGGAAGCAAAGUUUUUCAAGUUUCUUAAGAUAGUUGGUGUGGGUUACAAAGCCAGAGCUGAAGCUCAAGGGAGGUUGCUGUUUCUGAAAUUGGGUUACAGUCAUGAGGUUGAGUUGAUUGUGCCGCCUGCUAUUCGGGUCUUUUGCUUUAAGAACAAUGUGGUUUGCUGCACCGGAAUCGAUCAGGGGAGGGUGCACCAGUUUGCGGCUGCCGUUCGGGGCUGUAAGCCGCCGGAAGUGUACAAAGGGAAGGGGAUAAUGUACAUUGAUGAGGUUAUAAAGAAGAAGCAAGGGAAAAAGUCCAAGUGAUUGAUUCAAUGUCGUAGACUUUAUCUUCCUUGGAUGUGGUGAUGAAUUUGGAGAAGGGCCGUGCACAAGGCCUAGGACGGGCAAGAGGCCGAGGCCGAGCGAAGGCUGGAGGCCGAGUCUGCAAUGUGGAGAACCUCUAUGAGGCAGGUGGCACAAGAAGUCG
Messenger RNA from Argentina anserina (silverweed cinquefoil), 630 nucleotides. Its product is annotated as 60S ribosomal protein L6, mitochondrial-like. NCBI's taxonomy places the organism in Eukaryota, Viridiplantae, Streptophyta, Magnoliopsida, Rosales, Rosaceae. Gene Ontology annotation, cellular component: ribosome. The record is from RefSeq and is a predicted model, not a curated record. Gene Ontology annotation, molecular function: structural constituent of ribosome; rRNA binding. Bases 159 to 467 code for a protein of 102 amino acids. Gene Ontology annotation, biological process: translation. The transcript is spliced from 4 exons.